AUGGUUCGCCGCAGAUCAGCAAGCCCACCACCAAUGCGUAGCAACUUACCAGCAAGACCGCCACCCGCAGCUCUUGCCCACCCGCCACCUACACAACCCAAACAACCAGGUUUGAUGGGACAGAUGGCUGCCACUGCUGGUGGUGUCGCUGUAGGACACGUCAUUGGCUCUGCAGUAACUGGUGCAUUUUCGGGAAGCGGUUCCCAACCAGAACAAGUCCAGAGUAGCGAGCCUGCGCGGGUGUCUUCUCAGCAGAACCCUUGCCAAUAUCAGAUUGACGAGCUGAUCCGUUGCACCCAAACUCAACGAGACAUAACACUGUGCACCGGGUUCUCGGAUGCGUUGAAGGAGUGCAGUCGAACCUAUGGAGUUUAUCCCGGCCAAAUGUGA
Molecule: messenger RNA, 390 nt
Organism: Opisthorchis viverrini
Lineage: Eukaryota; Metazoa; Platyhelminthes; Trematoda; Opisthorchiida; Opisthorchiidae
Exons: 2
Coding region: 1-390 (129 amino acids)
Biological process (GO): mitochondrion organization
Cellular component (GO): nucleus; mitochondrion
Source: RefSeq, a predicted model, not a curated record